AUGGAUGCGAUGUUCGACUCCAUUAUGGGCAAACCCAAUCCAUCGGAUGGGGGGCCACCUCCCUUUUGCAACGUCUGUCACGACUUCAAACCAAUUCAGUUCAGCAAAAACGCCUCUUGGCUCGAUCGAAUGUUCAAGAAGCGCGAUAUCAAAGAGGAGCAGUUGAGGGAGAAUUGCCAUCGUUGUCGACUGCUGAAAGCAACCUUUGAGAAAUUGGAGACAGAAUUGUUUGCUGAUUUUGAAGAUUCAUUUGAGGUUCAGAAUAAGGACAUUUGGCUCACUCCUCAAUCAGAUGAUGUCGUCUUGGUGCGAUAUAUGUGGUGGCGUAAGAAGACAAAUCCUGAUACCGAUGUGAGCAAUAGCCACUUUUACAGAGAGGUCAACAUUCGACUGGCGAGUAAGGUUGAAGUACCUGAAGAAGUUCCUAUGGAGUCGCUUACUAGCCUGCGUCGAAGCCCCAAGUCAGAAGAGAGUGUCCAGUUCCUGAAAGACAUGCUUCAGACUUGCGAAUCCGGAGAAGGACUCCAUAGCCGUUGCCUUCACGGGCAGGCUCCGCUCUUGCCCACGCGAGUUUUGAAGAUUGGGCCUGAGGAUGGACAAUGCCAGCUUUACGACUCUCAGCCAGGUGAAACUGGAAAGUACACUGCUUUGAGCCAUUGCUGGGGUCCUCGUGCUUACCAGCCUAUUCGGACAACUAGACGAUCUUUAUCCAUGGGAAGCUCGUCUGUUCCCUUAAACAAUCAUUCGGCCGUCUUUAGUGACGCUAUCUGGCUCUGCAGACAGCUUGGAAUCGACUACAUUUGGAUUGACUCGCUCUGCAUCGUCCAAGAUGAUGAACAGGACUGGGAGGUUGAGUCCGCCAAGAUGGCUCAAUACUACUCCCUGGCCCACCUCACCAUUGCCGUGGAGACAUCUCCAAACGGCACUGUUCCAUUCCUUAGGGAAAGAGAAGAGCGAUGGCAGGCCAUGGCCUUUAAAUCAACCAACCAGGGCGACUCUCCCUUCACAUAUGUGGUCCAAGAGCACUACAGGAGUGACUUCUACGAGGACAAACCCAACAACUACUAUGCAGAUGGAUGUAAUCUUCUUCCCUCCCGAGCCUGGACACUGCAAGAAUUCAUGUUGUCAAAUCGAAUUAUCCACUUUACCCCUUCAGACAUGGUAUGGGAGUGCCAUAACGGCACAGCUUCUCAAGAUGUAUACCGAGACGCUUCCGAGGCUAGUCACUUCAACUUUCGACCGGUCCUUUACGCACUGGAUUAUCUGGAGGCAACGGAUGAAGAGCGAGUGGAAGGGGCUUAUAGGGUAUGGUCAAGCAUCCUCGACCAAUUCUCCCGGCGUUCCAUCACCUUUGAAUCAGACCGGCUUCCCGCCUUUAGUGGCGUAGCGGCACGAUUCUCGAGGUAUUUCCCAGGUCGCUACCUGGCUGGAAUAUGGGAAGCACACUUGUUCCUAGGACUAUGUUGGGAUAGGGCGACACGCUUUACCAGAAACCCUCAGCACUUGGCGUUGAGGGAGACAUUCGCUCCUUCGUGGUCGUGGGCGUCUUUGCCCUCAAAGAUCCCGGUGGUCUACCCAUACGCACUAUCCAAGUACAGUGAGUUAGAACCUCCUUAUCGGCCUACAGUACUGGAAGCCUUCUGCGAUGUUUCGGACAAGGCACCGUUUGGACGAGUUCGUAACGGGUACAUCUUGAUGGAGGCACCCCUUUUCGAGGCCACGAUAACCUGUACUUCCUCUCAAGCGGGUAUCUUCUACCACAUGUCAUUUGGGGAAGAAGUUCAACAUCACGAGUCACUGGAGCCGACCAUCACAAUGGACUGUUUUUUAGCCACGGACGGCGUGACCGCAGCAAGAGCAACUAGUGAAGAUCAAAUGGCAUACCGACAAGAGCCAUCAACAUUUCAGGCAACAGCAUGGGUUCUCUGGCUGGCAGGAAGUACGAAGAUUCAGAUGUAUGGUAUUGUAUUGAGUCGGGAGGGAGAGUCUGAAGAGUAUUCCAGACUUGGGUCUGUAUGUUCCGGCAAUUUGAGGACCAAGAAUCCUCUUCCUAUGAACCCUCUAUUGAACGAAGAUGUAUCUAUUGACUAA
Fusarium keratoplasticum is the source of this 2091-nucleotide messenger RNA. RefSeq names its product HET domain-containing protein. Bases 1 to 2091 code for a protein of 696 amino acids. NCBI's taxonomy places the organism in Eukaryota, Fungi, Ascomycota, Sordariomycetes, Hypocreales, Nectriaceae. The transcript has 3 exons. The record is from RefSeq and is a predicted model, not a curated record.